Necator americanus (New World hookworm) is the source of this 1977-nucleotide messenger RNA. RefSeq lists its product as uncharacterized. The transcript is spliced from 22 exons. NCBI's taxonomy places the organism in Eukaryota, Metazoa, Nematoda, Chromadorea, Rhabditida, Ancylostomatidae. Bases 1 to 1977 code for a protein of 658 amino acids. The record is from RefSeq and is a predicted model, not a curated record. Gene Ontology annotation, molecular function: protein binding.
AUGUCCGCAGAAAUUCCGGAAGACCAUCAACGACAACAGGAGGAGCUGAAACCUAAUGCCGAAGUUAUUGAAGAGUUAGACAACUAUGAUAAAGCCAAAAAAUCGGCCGUUCAAAACGAAGAGAAGGUUGACCGAAAGAAGAGCAAAGUCGCCAUCGCCCUUUUGAGUAACGUCUAUUCUAUCUACGAGGACGACCAACACCGAUCUCCGCCGAGGACACAAAUUGUCUGCAGCCAACACAACAACUUCGAGGACUUCCAAUCCCUGGAGAAGUCUGACAAAUUCAAGGGAGCCGCAGCGGAUGCGAGCAUUAUAAUGACAGAAAUUGAAGAAGAUCGGAAGCCCUCAGAUAAGCUUCGAAAAAAACAACAAGCGAGGAAAACACCUAGUGAUAAAUCAGAUGAAACGAGUGAACAAAAGGAUUCGUGCAAUAUGAGUAGAACAGACGACCAACAUUCAUUGCCUGCUCCUGCAAAGGGUUCGAAAAAACAGCAAAAGUCAACUAAGAUGAGUGACAGCCGAGGGAAGAAACAGACGAAGAGUCCGAAUGCAUCCUCGCAAAAACUUCUGAAGACUGCUUACUCCAUACCCGAAGUGAUGGAAUCUCCACCGAAAACACACCUGAAAGUUGUUGAAGUGCAUGUGGAAGCGGGCAGACCUUUAGAUCUCGUUCUAUCGACCAAUCUGGUGAUACGAACAGUUAGCAAAUAUUCUAUUGCAUUUCACAGUGUACUCGUGGGAGACCAGAUUCUAGAAAUAAACGAUAUAGCUCCUAUGAGUGUACCGGAGUUUCUGUCAAUUAUGCACGCAGAACAGUCAGAGCUAAAGCUUUCAUUACUUCGAGCUUGGAACGUUUAUCCUGCGACGGAAGCAAGAAUGGCUGGAGUUAAGAAACAAGAUAAUUACUCUUACUUCAUUGUUGAAGUCUAUCGCAUUAAAAAUUUUCGAAAUGGAUUCGAUGUGAAAUUCAUUAAUAAGCAGUGUCAUGUAACUAAGGUCGAGACCAACAGUCGAGGAGCUCACGCGUUUCUGAAAGGAGACAGAUUGCUCGACGUUGAUUCAAUCCCGAUAACAGCUACAACGGAUUUGAAAUUUGUACGGAGGCAAUUCAACAGGACUAUGGCAAAGGAAAAGAAGUGUACUUUCCUCGUUGAGCGACUUAAUAGUUUGCGUAGCAGCCCCAAUCCAAGCUGUUUCGCGUUGCAACGCGAUGCGAGUGAAGUGGAGAUGGGUGACGAUGCAACCGAGAUUGGGUGCCGUGAGGCUAUGCGUCAUCAACUUCUUCACAGAAAAUAUAAAACUACUUCAAUAUACGGUCCAAUCUCAAAAACUGAUGAGAGGAAAGAAAAGACCGAAGCAACUCUAUGCACUACAGAAGACGACGAAGGCGUAAGACACACAAAACGAACGAAAAGGCGAAUGAGAAAAGCAUCUAUGAAUAACAAGAAAAUUACGAUCGAUACAAAAACUGAGACGCUGCGAAUGCCAUCGGAUGUAAAGGAUGAAUCCUCGUUGCAAAAGGUUACUCCGCAUAGUGGGCUGAUUAGCUUCGAAGCGGAAGUGUCACGUCCCAAAAUGCAAUUGUUAUGCGUCUUGAUCUUCCUGUAUUUCUCAAAAGUGUCAAAUUCUGCAACCAUGAUUUAUCGAGUUAAGGUUCGUGAACGGGUUUCCCUGGAUUUGGGUCCCAAUAUUGUGACAUGGGGACGCACAAGGAACAAAGGGAACGAAUUCAUAAAGCACUGCAGUGCUUUCGAAAAAAACGUCCGAUGUGCACAAUUUGUUGAUGAGAAGAAUGUGCCUGUGCUUCCUGCAACCGAAGCCCAUGUUAACGAGAACGGUACCCUCGACAUAGGUUCAUUUCGAGCUACAGACGUCGGUGAAUACUUUUCUCCCGAUGAACUUGAAAGGGUUCACUUCAACAAAGAUGGUACCUUUUGGGCAUUACCUCGCUCUCGUAUUUCAGUCGUGCUGGAAUAA